GGCCCUUUCCUGUAUUCUCCUCCCCAGUUCUCUGCCUCGGCUAGCUCCAUCAAGGAUUUUUUUGUGAAAGGGAGAUAGAUGGUGAUGAUGGGGCAACUGGGGAGGUUUGUGGACGGGAUCAGGUCGAAGAUGCGGGUCGGCGGCGGGAAGAAGGGAGCUGCGGGGAAGAAGGCGGCGGCAGCGGCGGCGUACGACAAGAUGGGCAAGACGGACAGCAUGAGGGUGGAGAUCAAGAGCAGGCAGGCGCAGAAACUCAUCGCCAAGAACCUCGUCGCCGCCGAAUCCAUCGGCCGCAGGAGCAGGAACAAGCGCUUCUUCCUCGCCUUCUGAUCAGGAGAACGAGCUGUCCUUGUUCUUCAAAAAGGAGAGAUGUCAUGUCGUAGCCUGUCAACAUUUUAGACGGUACGAUUGCAAAUUAAGAAGGAAAAAGGGGGUGAUCACGGGGAGCUCUUUGAUCACAUACACAUGUAAAUGGUGAUAUCACCUCACCCGUGACCGUGAGCUUGAUAUUUGGCUUUCAGUUUUUUUUUACUUUAAUAAUCUUUGCAAACUGGGGUGUUAGUUCACAUCGUACCACUAGUCAUUCGCUCAUCUAUGUCUUUUUAA
This is a messenger RNA of Lolium rigidum, 606 nucleotides long. RefSeq lists its product as uncharacterized. Lineage: Eukaryota; Viridiplantae; Streptophyta; Magnoliopsida; Poales; Poaceae. The transcript has 2 exons. The coding region runs from base 79 to 330 and encodes 83 amino acids. The record is from RefSeq and is a predicted model, not a curated record.